AACUUGAUUCAUGUGUGUUUUGAUAAUUUCAUAAUCUUAAAAAAUUAUAACAAGGGCUUGAGAUCAGGGACUGGUGAAGGGGCUGUCGGCGCCUUGUCUGGCCACGAAAGUGGCAAAAAGAAGCCCCUGAAACAGCCCAAGAAGCAGGCCAAGGAGAUGGAUGAGGAGGAUAAGGCUUUCAGGCAGAAACAGAAAGAGGAGCAGAAGAAACUCAAGGAGCUGAAAGCCAAGGCUGCGGGGAAGGGGCCCCUGGCCACAGGUGGAAUUAAGAAAUCUGGCAAAAAGUAA
Molecule: messenger RNA, 288 nt
Organism: Meriones unguiculatus (Mongolian gerbil)
Lineage: Eukaryota; Metazoa; Chordata; Mammalia; Rodentia; Muridae
Product: translation machinery-associated protein 7-like
Exons: 1
Source: RefSeq, a predicted model, not a curated record